Molecule: messenger RNA, 2171 nt
Organism: Saccostrea echinata
Lineage: Eukaryota; Metazoa; Mollusca; Bivalvia; Ostreida; Ostreidae
Product: dipeptidyl peptidase 1-like
Exons: 8
Coding region: 76-1425 (449 amino acids)
Cellular component (GO): lysosome
Molecular function (GO): cysteine-type endopeptidase activity
Source: RefSeq, a predicted model, not a curated record
UUUGCAGACGAAAUCGCAUGUGACAGGAACUUCGAUACAUAAGUCAGGUGAACGGGGGAGGGAUAGAGAGGUAGAAUGUUGUUCAUCGUCUGUUUUCUCUCUUUCUUUGCUGCAGUUUUUGCAGAUACUCCAGCAAAUUGCACGUACGAAGAUGUUCAAGGAAGAUGGAUGUUCCAAAUUGGAAGCAGGGGACAUGACAAGACAAUCAAGUGCGACUCAGUAGCUUCAGUGGAGUCCACUUUUUAUGUGACCUUGAAGUUUCCUGAUGUAGCCAUAGAUGACCAAGGAAACACUGGUUUCUGGACACUAAUCUACAACCAGGGAUUUGAAGUUAAUAUAGGAGGAAGAAAAUAUUUUGCGUUCUCUGUCUAUCAAAAAGUUGGAAGAAAUGUGACUAGCCAGUGUGGAAAAACAUUGCCAGGUUGGACACAUGAUGUAUUGGAAAGAAACUGGGCCUGUUUCCAGGGUCAGAAAGCUACACCUGUUCCCCCGAAGUAUCAUGCAAUCCCAGAAAGACAUUCAUCUGAACUUCUUGGACGUUUGAAGUUCAGAACUAACUAUGAUUUCAUUGCCCAAAUCAACAAGAAACAGAAUUUAUGGAAGGCUGUAGCAUACAAGGAAAUGGAGGACAUGACACUAGAAGAUUUAGUGAGAAGAGCUGGUGGCAGGAAAUCAAAAAUCAUUGGGACACCAAAGCCAGCUCCAGUAAGUGAAAAAGUAAAGAGAAUGGCCAACAAACUACCAGAGUCAUUUGAUUGGAGAACUACAGGAUUUGUCUCCCCUGUCAGGAAUCAAGGAGGAUGUGGCAGCUGCUAUGCCUUCUCUUCCUUGGCAAUGAAUGAAGCUCGCUGGAGAAUGAAAACCAAUAACACAGAGCAACCAGUUUUCUCCACACAAGACAUUGUAGAAUGCAGUGAAUAUUCUCAGGGGUGUGAUGGUGGAUUCCCUUACUUAAUUGGAGGAAAAUACGCAGAGGACUUUGGACUUGUGGAUGAAAAAUGUAAUCCUUACAAAGGAAAGGAUGGAAAGUGUUCCACCGACCAGAGCUGUCCCCGUCAGUAUUCUUAUAGAUAUCAAUAUGUGGGAGGAUUCUAUGGAGCCUGUAACGAAGAGCUUAUGAUGAUAAAUCUGGUGAAGAAUGGCCCCAUGGCAGUGUCAUUUGAAGUGUAUAAUGAUUUCAUGCAUUAUAAAGGUGGAGUGUAUGUCCACACAGGACUUCAGGAAAAAUUCAAUCCAUUUGAGAUCACCAACCAUGCAGUGCUACUGGUAGGAUAUGGAGUUGAUGCAGCCUCUGGCGUCAAGUUCUGGACAAUAAAGAAUUCCUGGGGGACAAGUUGGGGAGAAGAUGGGUACUUCCGAAUCAGAAGGGGCACUGACGAGUGUUCUAUUGAAAGCAUUGCUGUUGAAUCAUUCCCCCUCUACUAAACACUUUUUGACCAGGUGUCUCAAUUUUAUAUUAUGGAUAAGAAAAAAUCCUGUGUCUUUUUUCCUUAGUUAAUUAAUAUGAUACAGAAUUAUCUUACAUAUGUUUUAAAGUCCAAAAAAAAAAAUCAAAACAGAUAAUGUCUGUUAAAGAAGAUUUGCACUUAAACUAAAUAAUCUCAGUGCUGCCUUAUAGGUUAUAAUAUUUUAGUGCUUCUAAAGAGCAAUAAAACCUAGGUGUGUGCUCAACUGUUGAAGUAAAAUUAUUUGAAGUACUGUACAUACAUGUAUGAUACAAAGUAUUUAAUUUAUACGUUUUCAUUCAGCUGUGAUUUUAUAUUAAUAUCUUAUUAUUUCUUUUUCUACAUUUUUCACUCACAUUCCGGUAACAUAUUUAAAUUAUAUAAGAUUAAUUGUAAUUAAGGGAUUCAAAAUCAAUUUAACCAAGGUGCACAGUAUGAACUGCGGCUUUCUAUGAGCAAUUUUUUUAACACAAUCUUUUCACUGUGCAUUAGUAAGUAUAUACUUUACUCUGAGAAAUAAAUAAAGCUGACUGUGUAUUACAUUAAAUAUAGAAUUUGUGCAAAUAUUUGAGUGCUUUUUCUAAACUGGCAUUCUGUCAUGUUUCCCCGGUUUUAUAUUUCAUUUGUUGUAUUGUUCUACAUGAAAACAAUUUUGAUUGUAAAUUUAUUAUAUUUUCAGAAUUUUCCUAAAAACUUUAUUUAUAUAAAUAAAUACAUCUAAUUGUA